AUGACGAGACUGUUGUCACCACAGACCGACGGCCGCCCCGAACUCCAGAGAUUGCCUCCUAAUAAGCGGCGUGGCAAAAUCCCCGCCUCGAACCGUCGCCGCGUGGUUUGCGCCUGCAACUCUUGCAAUGUAAGGCGCAUUAAAUGUAGCGGUGGCCGACCUUGUGAAGCAUGUACCCGCAAUUCGCGAGAAUGCAUCUAUCCCGCAUCAGGCGAAAGAGUCUACGUUGCCAAAGACGAGUUUGAAGCCCUCAAGACCGAAUGUGCCAUUUUGAAGCGCUGUUUGGAAGAAAGCGUCCCUUACCAAUCACAGCGAGAAUCUCUUAUCCGGAAAUGGAGCGAGCCCAUGUCCCAAUCCCCAGUCGUUAAGGCCGAAGAUGAUCCCGAAAACCGUGAUGACCACGAUCUUCCUCAUGGCCGUGUGCUGAGAUACUCGGAUAAUUACGCAAUGUUCCAUGGAGCGUCAGCUGGAGGCGUUUGGAUUGAUCAGCUUCGUAGUCUCGUUUGCUUGCUCGACAUGAAGAGCGACUCUCCCUCACCGUUCGGAUCUGAUCUCGGACGCAUUCAUACAUAUGACUCUCGACCGAUUGCAACAAAUCAGGUUGAACCUUUAGAGCUGCCCCGGCUUCAUGAUAUCACUGGCCUGCUUAGUGCAUUCUGGGGAUACACCGAGGACAGAAAUACCCCAUACGGUUGCGGCGGAAUCUACUUUUGGGGAAAUCUCCACGAGAUACUUCGACAUGCCGCUGAUUCUGCCAACGGCACUCCGACGACUGGUCUUUGUUUACUCAAUGCAACACUGGCACUAGCCUGUCAGUUCGAUUGCUUCCCUGCACAGAAAGGCGAACACAACCCUGGAGAAACCUACUUUGCCCGCGCCAAAAUGCUCUUGGGAAACGUGCUGUGCAAUGCCACUACCACUACUAUGCAAGCAUUGACCUUUAUGAGCUAUUAUCUUUUAGGCACUGGCCGCAGAGAUACAGCUUAUACAUAUAUAUGUGCUGCCAUGAGGAUUGCAAUCCUGCAUGGAUUCCAUGAAGGCUGGGUUUUGAAUGAACGACAGAGACGAGAGUUUUGGAAUAUGUUCAUUCUUGACCGCUGGGUGAGCUGUCUUACUGGCAGGCCGUCAAGCAUCAAGAAUGAAUCGUUGAGUAUAGGUCUCCCUGAGAAGAUAGCCGGAAGGCUUGUCCUCUUGUGCACUCGGCCUCUCUUGUUCUUGACCGUAAAGACCAGGCUCUCAUUCUACUUAGUUGACAGCACAAUCAACCAGCGGCUACGAUUUCCCGAUAGUCUUGUUAGAACAUGCGUGGACGCGGCCCGACAAAAUGCAUCGCUAAUUAGCGGACUGAUGGAAUCCCGGCCUGCGGUGAUGAUGCUGACUCUACGAUAUCACUACUCCUUCAAUGCCGCGACGGUCCUUGAGCUGGCUCUCCUCCUACCGCAGCAUGGGCAAACAGAAGACAUCCAGCUAAUCGAGAGUUUACUCGAAGAUCUCAAAAACCCAGGCCAAAGCGAGAACGAGUGUUCUUUGGACUGCGCCAAGAUGGUCGCCGAGUUCUUUGCUGUUGUCGAACGCUUGCGGAACUUGACCCUCAUGUCGUCCGACUCGCCUGAAAGCAGUACUCACGACGAGGACGAAAAACGGUAUAAUCGAGCAGUGAACCGGAAAUUGGACCUGGUUAUGCUUCCCUUUUUAUCCUUUCUAUAUCUAUUCAGUGGCCUUGAUCGAGGGAACGUUGGUAAUGCCGAAACUCAAGGUUUUACUGAUGACAUUGGGGCAUCGGCCGACGACUUCAACCUAGCGGCUUCUUUAUUCUUUAUACCAUUCGUGCUCUUCCAGCCAAUUUCAACCGCUGUAGGGCGGCAGGUUGGGGCUAAACACUGGAUACCUAUCAUCAUGAUAUUUUGGGGCAUCACCACUGUUGCUCAGGCAUUCAUCAAAGGCUCAGGCGCCUUGAUAACAGUGAGGCUUCUCAUUGGCCUCUUCGAAGCUGGCUUUUUCCCAACAGUGUGCUUUUACUUGUCGACAUUCUACACUCGAUUUGAUUUGGGGUUGAGACUGGCAUUGUUCUAUGGCAACUAUGCCGUGGCAGGAGCUUUCUCUGGGGCAUUAGCCUAUGGGAUUUUUCAAAUUGAAGGCGCAUUAAAAGGCUGGCAGUAUCUAUUCAUCAUCGAAGGCGCUUUAACAUGUCUCGUCGGCAUCGUCGCCUGGUUCUGGAUGCCCUCGGGACCGGGCUCGGCAUGGUUCCUAUCCCGUCGUCAACAACAAUUUGUGAUCAUGAGAGUGCAACGUGACAAUGCAAAAUACAUCCGCCAUGAUCUUGGCAAGGAUGGUAUAGAAUUGACUUCGGAUCGUCUCUCAAAAAGAGACUUUGUCGAAACAGCAAAGGACUGGAAACUGUGGUACGCACUGUUGUGUAACAUAUGCGCCUCGGUUCCGCCGACAGCUUUUUCGGUUUUUCUUCCACUGGUGGUGAAGGGCAUGGGGUAUACAUCUUUGAAUGCUAAUUUGAUGACCGUCCCGCCCUAUGUUUGCGGAGCCGUGGGUCUGUAUCUUUUCGCUUUCAGCUCUGAUCGAUAUCAUGAAAGAGGAUAUCACAUAGUAGUCGGACUAUUCAUCUGUCUUGUUGGCUUGGUCAUCCUCGUGACUGUGUCGAGCAAUGGGGGAAAAUACACUGGAUUAUGCAUCUUACUGUUUGGAAGCUAUACUUCUGCCCCCCUUCUUAUUGCGUGGCUAAGUGGAAACACCCCCGAGCCCGGCAAACGGUCCCUUGUCAUCGGAGUCAAUGGGUGUGGCAACCUUGCAGGAGUCAUCGGUGCACAGCUUUACAAGGAAAGAUACUCGCCUCGAUUCUUGGUGCCGUUUUAUGUGACUCUAGGCUUCGUCAUCUUUUCCAUGGUCGGUUUUCUCUCCUAUAGAUUUGUCCUGCGGGCUGUCAACCGUGACAAGGCCCGCAAGGUACGAGGGUGGACGGAGGAGCAGAUUGAAAACGAAAGGACAAGUUCAGAGCGCUAUGCGGACAAGAAAUAUAUUUUUCGUGGUGGGUCUUCUCCCGCCGAUAAUUCAAUCUUCAACUUUUUUUUCUCUCUUGUCGACGGCAGCUCUGGGAAGCGCAAACACUGCUCGACACUCGCAAUGGCGGCACCAGUGCUCCCUCUCACCCAAGUGCGGCUUCCACAGCUGCCAUCUACCAAGUUGACAGCCGAGCAACUGUACUGGAAAAGCUUCAAGACGCCCCUGCUAGUGUCUUCGCCGUCGAAUAAUCCCAUCAACUUGAUUACACAGCCGUCGGCCCCGUCGUCCCUAUCGGCCUACCCUUCGGCCGCACAGCCUCCAGACGUCUUCACCGUCACAACCGGUGCACGAAUACAGAUCUACUCUAUCCGAACGCGGAAACUCCUUCGGACGAUUACAAGAUUUGAUGAUACUGUGCGAGGCACUGAUGUGCGAGCGGAUGGGCGUAUUAUUGCCACUGGUGACGACACCGGCACGAUCCAGGUGUUUGACGUCAACUCUCGCGCAAUCUUGAAAACAUGGAAGGAACACAAACAGCCCGUGUGGGUGACGAAAUUCUCGCCGAGCGAUCCAACAACACUGCUCAGCACUAGCGAUGACAGGACGGUGCGGUUAUGGAGUCUGCCAAGUGAAACCAGUGAGAGGACUUUUGCAGGCCACACGGACUAUGUCCGAAGCGGAGCGUUUAUGCCAGGCUCAAUGGCUUCGGGCGGGAUGGUCGUCUCGGGUAGUUAUGAUCGGACAGUGAAACUCUGGGAUCCUCGAGUGGACGGCCGCGCUGUUAUGACUUUCCAAAUGGGCGCUGCUAUCGAAAGUGUUUUGCCAAUGCCCUCCGGCACGACGGUCCUGGCCUCGGCUGAUAACCAGAUUGCAGUGUUGGAUGUUGUUGCAGGGAAGCCUUUGCACAUGAUCAAGAGCCAUCAAAAGACGGUCACUUCGCUUUCUUUAGCUUCGAAUGGUGACCGUGUUGUGAGUGGAGCCUUGGAUGGCCAUCUCAAGGUAUUCGACACGACCUCGUGGUCUGUCGUUGCUGGCUCUAAAUACUCGUCGCCCAUUCUCUCCCUGCGCAUCCUUACAACAGGCCCCGAGAGAGAAGAUAAGCAUAUCGCAGUGGGUAUGCAAUCUGGGCUUGUCUCAAUCAAGACUCGACUUUCUGGUGAACAAAAGGUCAAAGAACGAGAACGGAAGAAGGAGAUGCAGGCUUUGUUAGAAGGCACCAUUGAAGCAUAUGAUCAGAAACAGGCAAAGAAGGCCCGUUCACGAGGACACGAAAAACGACUACGCGGCCGAGACUUCCUCGGUGAAGGAGUAGAUAUCGUCAUCCAAGGCCAAGACAGCAAGAAGCGCAAGAAGGAAUCCGCAUGGGAAUCAGAUCUUCGCCAUGGCCGCUACUCGGAUGCCCUCGACCAUGUACUCGUUGGAUCGGACAGGACUACGCAAUUGACACUCAUUACGGCUCUGCGGCAUCGGUCCGCCCUGCGAACGGCUCUCAUGAAUCGCGACGAGGUCACAUUGCAGCCUAUUCUGCGAUGGGUGUACAAAGCCAUCAUGGAGCCGCGUCUUGUGAGCCUGAGCGUCGAGAUUGCAAUGAAUAUCCUCGACAUAUAUUCAGGAAACCUGGGACAAUCGGCCGAAAUAGACGCUCAAGUGAUCAAGCUCCACAAGCGCGUGCGCGAAGAAGUCGAGUGGGCACAGCAAGCCUGGCAAACAAAAGGCAUGUUGGAUAUGCUUAAUGUUUCGUAG
Talaromyces rugulosus is the source of this 4758-nucleotide messenger RNA. RefSeq lists its product as uncharacterized. Gene Ontology annotation, biological process: rRNA processing; transmembrane transport; DNA-templated transcription. The record is from RefSeq and is a predicted model, not a curated record. Lineage: Eukaryota; Fungi; Ascomycota; Eurotiomycetes; Eurotiales; Trichocomaceae. Gene Ontology annotation, cellular component: membrane; nucleolus. The transcript is spliced from 14 exons. Gene Ontology annotation, molecular function: zinc ion binding; DNA-binding transcription factor activity, RNA polymerase II-specific; protein binding. The coding region runs from base 1 to 4758 and encodes 1585 amino acids.